Molecule: messenger RNA, 2052 nt
Organism: Rhincodon typus (whale shark)
Lineage: Eukaryota; Metazoa; Chordata; Chondrichthyes; Orectolobiformes; Rhincodontidae
Product: C-X-C chemokine receptor type 2-like
Exons: 3
Coding region: 664-1722 (352 amino acids)
Biological process (GO): G protein-coupled receptor signaling pathway; neutrophil chemotaxis; immune response
Cellular component (GO): membrane
Molecular function (GO): C-X-C chemokine receptor activity
Source: RefSeq, a predicted model, not a curated record
AUGAUCUGACUUUUACAGUACACUGCAAAACAUUCUCACAGAAUUUUAUCCAGGCCUCUUGAGUCACUUCUCUUUCAGAUUCUGAAUUUUCUUGUUUAAAUUUCUUAAUGCCUGGCAACACUGCCCAUUUUACAGAACAUCUAUUGCAGUUUGACAGGAGUCACACUGGACAGCACUUCGUUAUUACACAAAGCUGAGCUUGUGCCAACAAACAUUGUAGAAACAUUCUAGAAGGCUAUGAGUUGUUUUUCUGUUUGUGUCUGGUACGCUAAACGGCGAAGCAAAUCACUUUACCAACUUACAGACAACAUCAAUCAUCUUGUGAGAAGGACACACUCUGGACACUUUUGUCACUCUGUGGCAAUAUCUGUGUUCAUGUCUCCAAACAUUGUAGAAGCCUCUGAGUGAGCUGGCUGGUGUCUAACAAGCUAGAUGGGCAAGAAAAUUAUUUUUUCAGCUUACUCACAGGAUACAUCAUUCACUGUCUGAGAAGCUGCAGAAAGAGACUUGGGACAAAUCAAACAACCUGUUUGACAAUUAUGCUUUUCAUGGUGAAGUUGACGAUGAUCUAAACACGUUUUCCAUGGGAAACAAAUCAAUCAACACAACACUGGCUAUUGUCUAUAUAUUGUCCUCACUCCCUGAUUUUCUUUCUUUCAGAAGAUGGACAGCCAGAAAUUUGAACUUGGCGAUCUUGACUUUGAUAAUAUAUUUGAAGAUUAUACAAAUGCUUAUGACUACAUUAUUGAUCCAGACGUGUCGCCUUGUCACCCUGAAGUGAAUGAGUCAAUCAACAUGGCUCUGGCUGUUAUCUAUAGCCUGGUGUGCUUCCUCGCUGUGACAGGGAACAUUAUUGUAAUGAUUGUCCUACUUCAUAAUCGUCAUACCAUAUCAUCCACAGACACCUACCUGCUACAUCUGGCAGUGGCUGAUUUGCUCUUUGCUGUGACCUUGCCUUUUUGGGCAGUGGAUGCCGUAUCUGGCUGGAUGUUUGGUGAUGCCAUGUGUAAAAUUAUCAGCAUGUUACAGGAGAUUAACUUCUACAGUGGGAUUUUAUUGCUGGCUUGUAUCAGUAUUGAUCGUUUUCUGUCCAUUGUCUACGCUACACAGGCCCACAAGCAGAAGAGACCAUUUAUAUCUCAGCUGGUUUGUGCUGCUGUUUGGUUGAUGGCUAUUGUCUUAUCUUUACCAAUUUUGUACAAAGGUGAAUUUACUCCACCUGGUUCCAAAAGACAGAUGUGUUAUGAGAUGCUUGAUGGGGAAUCAGCAGCAAUUUGGAGAGUGACGACCAGAUUUUUGCGGCAUUUUAUUGGAUUUCUCAUCCCAUUGGCUGUCAUGGUCUUCUGUUACAGUGUGACAAUCCAGAAACUGUUUCAAACGAAGGGAUUCCAGAAACAUAAAGCCAUGAAAAUCAUCAUCGUGGUGGUAUUGGUUUUUCUCAUUUGUUGGUUCCCACACAAUAUUGCUGUGUCCUUCGACACACUGAUGAGGAGCCAACUCAUUGCUGAGACUUGUGAGAAGCGUAAUCGUAUUGAUCAAACUUUAAUUGGAACUCGAAGUUUGGGAUUCCUGCACAGUUGCAUUAACCCAUUUGUAUAUGGGUUUAUCGGGGUGAAAUUCAGGAGGAAUCUGUUCAAGCUCUUGGCUUCAAAAGGCAUCAUGAAGCGAAGUUAUGAUUCACAAUAUACGAGAUCUUCAUCCUCUUCCUCAUCUGGCGUGUAAAGUCUUUGUGACAUUGGUUGAUGUCUAUCAGCAAAAUGGCAAAUAAAAAAAAUAAAUGAUAAAGAACGAGUGACUUAGUAACUAAUUGACGAACAAUACAAUUCUGAACUUUGUUUUUAAGCUUUACUUACAAAAGUGAUCAAAGCGACAGCUUUGAAGAUGAUUAGUCCACCACUUUGCCUGUAGAGGGCCCACUCCUUGGUAUCUGCUGCAUUAUUUCUCUCUCUGCACAAAUGCAUAAGCGGUUUGUACAGAACUCCAGCUGAGUUAACAAGCAGUUAUUGGAUGAUAUGUCACUUAAGAAAUAAAGAUUGAAUUCCUUCAGUGUGA